GUGCCGCCGGCGCCUCAUCGCCUGUUGUGUACACCGGGGGUUUUCCGGUGAGCCCGAUCCAGCGCAGAUAGCCUGUGGAGCCGUUUGGCCCCGGCAAAGGCCCCCGAGGCCCACUUUCCUUGUCGUUGGCCGUCAGCCAGCAGGUCUGGCCGCUCUACCGCGAGGAGAACAUCUCCUCAGGGCCAUGUCCAGGCCGAGCAGCGUCUCCCCGCGGCCGUCGGCUCCUGGAAGGGGCGGCGGCAGCUGCCCGGCGCCGUGUGGCCCUGCGGGCGGCGGCCGGGCCAAGGGGCUGAAGGACAUUCGUAUAGACGAGGAGGUGAAGAUCGCGGUCAAUAUCGCUCUGGAGCGCUUCCGAUACGGGGACCAGAGAGAAAUGGAAUUUCCUUCUUCUUUGACCAGUACGGAAAGAGCCUUUAUUCAUCGAUUGAGUCAGUCUCUUGGUUUGGUUUCUAAAAGUAAAGGAAAGGGAGCAAGUAGAUACCUAACUGUGAAGAAGAAAGAUGGAUCAGAAACAGCUCAUGCAAUGAUGACCUGUAAUUUGACUCAUAAUACAAAACAUGCUGUUAGGAGCCUAAUUCAAAGAUUUCCUGUCACCAAUAAAGAGCGUACUGAACUUCUGCCUAAAACAGAAAGAGGAAAUGUGUUUGCAGUUGAAGCUGAAAACCGGGAAAUGAGCAAGACAAGUGGGCGACUCAACAAUGGCAUACCUCAGAUUCCAGUGAAAAGAGGAGAAUCUGAAUUUGAUUCUUUCAGGCAGUCUCUGCCAGUGUUUGAGAAACAAGAAGAAAUUGUUAAAAUAAUUAAGGAAAAUAAAGUAGUUUUGAUUGUAGGAGAAACUGGGUCUGGAAAGACUACACAGAUUCCUCAGUUCCUUUUAGAUGAUUGCUUUAAAAAUGGUAUCCCCUGCCGUAUAUUUUGUACUCAACCAAGACGAUUAGCAGCUAUUGCUGUGGCUGAAAGAGUUGCUGCAGAGAGAAGAGAAAGGAUUGGUCAGACAAUUGGGUAUCAGAUCCGUUUAGAAAGCAGGGUUUCUCCAAAGACACUUCUGACAUUUUGCACCAAUGGGGUACUGCUUCGUACUCUGAUGGCAGGAGAUAGUUCAUUGUCAACUGUGACACAUGUUAUUGUGGAUGAAGUACAUGAAAGGGAUCGAUUUAGUGAUUUUUUACUUACAAAGUUAAGAGAUUUGUUGCAGAAGCACCCAACUUUGAAACUAAUUCUUUCUAGUGCUGCCUUAGAUGUAAAUCUUUUUAUGAGAUAUUUCGGGAGUUGUCCAGUGACAUACAUACAGGGAAGACCAUUUGAAGUAAAAGAAAUGUUUCUGGAAGACAUUUUAAGAACUACUGGAUACACAAACAAAGAAAUGUUAAAAUACAAAAAGGAAAAACAACGAGAGGAAAGACAACAAACCACACUUACAGAAUGGUACUCAGCUCAAGAGAAUACUUUCAAGCCUGAAUCUCAGAGACAGAGAGCUGUCCCAAAUGUGACUGAAGAAUAUGAUUUAUUGGAUGAUGGUGGUGAUGCCGUCUUCAGUCAGUUGACAGAAAAAGAUGUGAAUUGCCUUGAACCAUGGUUAAUAAAGGAAAUGGAUGCUUGUCUUUCUGACAUAUGGCUGCAUAAAGAUGUUGAUGCCUUUGCUCAGGUCUUUCACCUUAUUUUAACUGAAAAUGUUAGUGUGGAUUACAGACAUAGUGAAACCAGUGCAACAGCUUUGAUGGUUGCUGCAGGACGAGGUUUUUCAAGUCAAGUAGAACAGUUAAUUAGUAUGGGAGCCAAUGUUCAUAUUAAAGCAUCAAAUGGCUGGAUGGCUUUAGAUUGGGCUAAACACUUUGGGCAGACUGAAAUUGUGGAUCUUCUAGAAUCUUACAGUGCUUCGUUGGAAUUUGGAAAUUUAGAUGAAAGUUCUUUGGUUCAAACAAAUGGGAGUGAUCUCAGUGCAGAAGACAGAGAGCUCCUGAAAGCUUAUCAUCAUAGUUUUGAUGAUGAAAAAGUAGACUUGGAUUUGAUCAUGCAUCUUCUAUACAAUAUCUGCCAUAGUUGUGAUCCUGGUGCAAUAUUGAUUUUCCUGCCUGGAUAUGAUGAAAUUGUUGGUCUGAGGGAUCGCAUCCUGUUUGAUGACAGGCGGUUCGCUGACAAUAAUCAUAGAUACCAAGUCUUUAUGCUUCAUUCAAAUAUGCAAACGUCCGAUCAAAAGAAGGUAUUAAAAAACCCACCUGCAGGUGUUCGAAAAAUAAUCCUUUCCACCAAUAUUGCUGAAACCAGCAUCACAGUCAAUGACGUUGUCUUUGUUAUUGAUUCUGGUAAAGUGAAAGAGAAAUCCUUUGAUGCACUGAAUUUUGUUACAAUGUUAAAAAUGGUGUGGAUUUCCAAAGCUAGUGCCAUACAGCGAAAAGGCAGGGCAGGGCGAUGCAGACCUGGAAUUUGUUUCCGGCUGUUCAGUAGACUUCGAUUCCAGAAUAUGUUGGAAUUUCAGACUCCAGAACUUUUGAGAAUGCCAUUACAGGAACUUUGUUUACAUACCAAGCUCUUAGCCCCAGUUAAUUGUCCUAUUGCUGAUUUCCUUAUGAAAGCUCCUGAACCUCCACCAGCUUUAAUUGUAAGAAAUGCUGUGCACAUGCUUAAGACAAUAGAUGCAAUGGAUGCAUGGGAAGAUCUCACUGAACUUGGAUAUCAUUUGGCUGACUUGCCAGUAGAACCACAUCUUGGUAAAAUGGUCCUGUGUGCUGUGGUGUUAAAGUGUCUGGACCCCAUCCUUACAAUUGCCUGCACACUAGCCUAUCGAGAUCCUUUUGUCCUGCCAACACAGGCCUCUCAAAAACGUGCAGCUAUGCUUUGUAGGAAACGUUUCACUGCAGGGACUUUCAGUGACCACAUGGCACUUCUCAGAGCAUUCCAGGCAUGGCAGAAAGCUCGAAGUGAUGGGUGGGAGCGAGCCUUUUGUGAAAAGAAUUUUCUUUCACAAGCUACUAUGGAAAUAAUCAUAGGCAUGAGAACUCAGUUGCUUGGUCAACUUAGAGCAUCAGGUUUUGUGAGAGCACGAGGUGGUGGUGACAUUCGAGAUGUUAACACAAAUUCUGAGAACUGGGCUGUCGUUAAAGCUGCAUUGGUUGCAGGCAUGUAUCCUCAUUUAGUCCAUGUGGACAGAGAGAAUGUAGUAUUGACAGGGCCAAAGGAGAAAAAAGUACGGUUUCAUCCCACUUCAGUUCUCAGUCAACCUCAAUAUAAAAAGAUUCCUCCAGCUAAUGGUCAAGCUGCAGCAAUUCAGGCACUGCCCACAGAUUGGCUUAUUUAUGAUGAAAUGACCAGAGCUCAUAGAAUAGCUAAUAUUAGAUGUUGUUCAGCAGUGACACCUGUCACUGUAUUGAUAUUUUGUGGACCAGCUAGGUUGGCAAGUAAUGCUCUUCAGGAACCUUCAUCUUUUCGAGCAGAUGGUAUUCCUAAUGACAGUAGUGAUAGUGAAAUGGAAGACAGAACUACUGCUAAUUUGGCAGCUUUAAAACUUGAUGAGUGGCUCAAUUUCAAACUAGAGCCAGAGGCAGCCACUUUACUGCUACAGCUUAGACAGAAGUGGCAUAGCUUAUUUUUACGCCGAAUGAGAGCUCCAUCCAAACCUUGGUCUCAAGUUGAUGAAGCUACCAUAAGAGCAAUUAUAGCUGUUUUAAGCACUGAAGAACAGUCUGCAGGUUUACAACAACCAUCUGGGAUUGGCCAAAGGCCAAGGCCUAUGUCUUCAGAAGAACUUCCUUUGGCAUCAUCUUGGAGGUCAAAUAAUAGUAGGAAAAUUUCAGCAGAUACUGAAUUUUCUGCUGAGUCUACUACUGCAGAAAGAGUAUUGAUGAAAUCUCCAUCUCCAGCACUGCACGCACCUCAGAAGUACAAAGAUAGAGGAAUUUUACAUCCUAAACGAAGCACUGAUGACAGGUCAGAUCAGUCUUCUGUGAAAUCUACAGACAGCAAUAGUUAUCCAAGUCCUUGUGCUAGUCCUUCUCCUCCAUCCUCAGGAAAGGGCUCAAAAUCUCCUUCACCAAGACCAAACAUGCCUAUUCGAUACUUCAUAAUGAAGAGUAGCAAUCUGAGAAACCUUGAAAUUUCUCAACAGAAGGGUAUCUGGUCUACAACCCCUAGUAAUGAGCAGAAGCUAAACCGAGCCUUUUGGGAAAGCAGCAUGGUUUACUUGGUAUUUUCUGUUCAAGGAUCUGGACAUUUCCAGGGAUUUUCUAGAAUGUCUUCUGAGAUAGGAAGGGAGAAGAGUCAGGACUGGGGUUCAGCUGGACUAGGAGGAGUGUUUAAGGUGGAGUGGAUACGAAAAGAAAGUCUUCCCUUUCAGUUUGCACACCAUUUACUCAAUCCUUGGAAUGACAACAAGAAAGUCCAGAUAAGCAGAGAUGGGCAGGAACUAGAACCUCAGGUUGGUGAACAGUUGCUCCAGUUAUGGGAACGCCUUUCAUUGGGAGAAAAAACCACAACUGAUUGAUAUUCAGUACUUUUUAUUCUACUUAUGUUUCCAGGUAAGAUUUCUCUUUUUUUGCAUUUGUGGUUUAAUAAAUGGAGAGUAACUUUUUGUAAACCCAUGUUAGUGCCAACUGUCAUAUAUUUCUUUGCCAUCUCAGAAUUAUUUGGUUUGCUCUCUUUCCCACAAUUGUCUAUGAAGUUUCCUUAGACACUUUCUGAAGGGAAAUGGAGGUUCAGGGAGAAGAAAUCAAAGAAAUGUCUUGGUUACUGAGUUCUAAAUAGACCAGGUUUGAUAGCACUUCUCAUGAUGCAGUUGGGUCAUUGCCAUGUAACAAAAAACCAACAUGAAUCUGAUUUAAAGACAAAAAGAAAACUCUAAGUCCUCUGCUUCUAUAUUCGAGAACAAAGAAGUGAAAAAUCAUGGGUCAACAUAAAAUCUUGGGAACUCUUCUACUUUCUCUGGGAAAGCAUUAUAUGUUGGUGCAUUAGUUUAAAAUGUCGGCUGUGACUUUUGCCUGUAUAUGUAGGUACUGGAUUUUUGUUUGUUUUAUACUUUGAAACAUACCUGUAAAUUGAGCCUAUGUGAAUUAUGUUCCACUAUAUGCAUAUUACAGUUCUUUUCCUAUUAGAGCAAGUUGUGGUUUUCUGAUAAUGGAUACAUUUUGUUUAGGUACAUAUUUAGCAGUUCACAGUGUCCUAAUUUGGAAGUAAGAACUUCUAAAAAAUAGAACUUGUUUUAAUUUCCAUCUGUUUUCUAAUGUAUAUCCCUGUAUGUAAA
Molecule: messenger RNA, 5233 nt
Organism: Eubalaena glacialis (North Atlantic right whale)
Lineage: Eukaryota; Metazoa; Chordata; Mammalia; Artiodactyla; Balaenidae
Gene: YTHDC2
Product: YTH N6-methyladenosine RNA binding protein C2
Exons: 30
Coding region: 185-4477 (1430 amino acids)
Cellular component (GO): intracellular anatomical structure
Molecular function (GO): protein binding; ATP binding; RNA binding
Source: RefSeq, a predicted model, not a curated record